Messenger RNA from Chlamydomonas reinhardtii, 4252 nucleotides. RefSeq lists its product as uncharacterized. The record is from RefSeq and is a predicted model, not a curated record. The transcript has 20 exons. Lineage: Eukaryota; Viridiplantae; Chlorophyta; Chlorophyceae; Chlamydomonadales; Chlamydomonadaceae. Bases 380 to 3649 code for a protein of 1089 amino acids.
CUAGUAUAUGACAUACCUGAAUGAGACUGAACGGGUUUGCAUUAAGCACUUGAACCUUGCGACAGCAUCCCGAAGCCCCCCACCUGAUAUAAAUUCUGUCAGCAGACCCCGUGUGAGCACACCCGCUGUAGCACAACCAUGUGGAGUGGUCGGGCCUUGUAGGCGCCGGGCCGAGCGCGGCUGGUUCCCGCGCCUGAGCACACGGUGCUCGCGGCGACCAGGUUGCCCGGCAGUCUGCUUUGGGGCUUCCCUAAAGCCUCCUUGGAGGAGGGGCCAUCGGGGCGACCUGGAGUGGCGAGGAGAGCGAAACCUCGCGAUCCCUGCGUUCCGAGCCAGCCACAGCAGCAUCUUAUAACAUCACGAUAGCAUGAGCGCCGCCAUGGACGUGGACUCGAAGGCGGAGGCGGGCACGUCCGCCUCGCCGGCCUGUGCCGAUGGCUUCAAGCCGGUGCCUUGCGCGCCUGGCGUGGCCGGCCGGACGCACCCCACGCCGCGGACGCGCAUCUACUACAACCCAGAGCUCUCGCAGUUCAGCCUGGGCGAGGACCACCCGAUGGUGCCGAACCGGCUGCACCUCACGCACAGGCUGGCCGAGCUGUGGGGCCUCUUCGAGGACCCCAACGUCACCAUAGUCCGCGAGUACGCGCCGGCCACCACCGCGCAGCUCCGCCGAUUCCACACCGAUGAGUACAUUGCAUUUCUAGAGUACCUAGACACUCUGGACCUAACGAGCAUGACGCCGGAGGAGCAGCAGGAGAAGCUCGGCGAUGACCUCGCCAUGUUUGGCCUGUCGGUGUGUAGACCGCCCGGCUCGGGCGGCAGCGGCAGCGACGACGAGGAGGCAAAGGAUGCCGCCGAGGCUGCCGCGAAGGACGCGGCCGGGCCCGUGAAGGAGGAGGGCAAGGACGGCGCCACCACAGGGCCGGUGGAGCCGGGGGCUGCGGCUGCGGCCGCGGCUGCCAAGGCCGAGGCGGCCGCAGCGGUGCAGCGGCAGCGAGAGGCUGAGAAGGAGAAGGAACGCGAACGGCAGCGGGUUCGGCAGGAGAAAGCGCAGGCCGCAAAGCUGGCCAAGGCUGAGGAGCGGGCUAUGGAGGGCCGGGUGGUCAGCUGGGCGGAGGCGGCGGCGGUGCUGAGCUCGGGCGAGAUCCCGAAGUUUGCGCUUCCGGCCAACUUCCUAGACCUGGGCCGGACCAUCGCGCGCAAGGUUCUGGGUCUGGCGCCCGACGAGGCCCUGACGCCGGCUCAGGAGGAGGCGCUGGCGGACAAGCUGCGCCGGCACAUUGCCCAGGCGCUGCAGCGGAACCCAAACAUGCUCACCGGCGGGCCCUCCGCCACCGCCGCCGCGUCCAACAACGGAUCGGCCGCGACGGCUGGCAGCCAGGCACGCAGCCUGGGCGGCGCGUUCGCGGGGCGACAGAUGGUGCCGCCGGGGCAAGCCGGCAAGCCCGCCAAGACAACUACCGAAGGGGGAGGCGGAGGAAAAGGCGGCGGCGGCGGUGGAGGCGGCGGCGGCGGUGGGGGCGGCGGCGGCGGCGGCGGAGGCGGCAGUGCCAAGAAGCGAAAGCCCGAGGGCGGCGGCGGUGGCGGCGGCGGUGGCGGCGGCGGCAAGGGCAAGAGCAAGAGUAAGAAGAAGCGGCGAUCGUCGUACAGCGACGACGACGACGAGGAGGAAGAUGCGGAGAUCAGUGACGAGGAUGAUGAUGAGCCCAAGGCGGCGGCGGGCGGCGAGGGCGAGGAGCGGGAGGGCGCGCGGCGGCCGUCGCGCCAGGCGGCACGAACCGUGGCGGCGCUCACCAACGCCGUCAGGCGCACGGAGGCGGAGGAGAGCGAGGAGGAGGAGGACGACGAGGAGGAGGAGGAUGAGGGCAGUGACGAUGAGGGUGGAGACUGCCCCAUAUUCCCCGGCCUGCUUAAAUACGUCGGCCUGCAGGCCGCCGGCUCCAUCCUGGCUGCUCGCGACCUGGCGAGCGGCGCCUGUGACGUGGCCGUACACUGGGGCGGCGGCAUGCACCACGGCAUGCCGUACCGCGCCUUCGGCUUCUGCUAUGUGAACGACUUGGUCCUGGCGGUGCUGGAGCUGAUGCAGGGGUGCGGCCGAGUGCUGUACAUCGACAUCGACGUGCACCACGGUGACGGCGUGGAGACGGCCUUCAAGCGCAGUGAGAAGGUGCUGUCCAUCAGCUUGCACAAGUGGGACGACGGAAGGAUGCAGGCCUCCAUCGACACGCUGAAUCACGGCAAGCCCCAGCGCCCCGUUUUCUUCCCCGGCACCGGCAAGAAGAACGACCUCGGGGAGGGGCAGGGCAAGUACUACACGGUCAAUGUGCCGCUGCAGGAUGACAUCCAGGACGACUCCUACUACGCCGUGUACAGCUCGGUGGUGAAGGCGGCCUUUGAGAAGUUCAAGCCGCAGGCGGUGGUGCUGCAGUGCGGCUGCGACAGUGUGGCGGGUGACAAGCUGGGCCGCUUCAACCUGUCCAUACGGGGACACGCCAGGUGUGUGGAGCUGGUGCGGGACCUGUGCCGCAGCGGCGGCUGCGAGUCCGGCCCGGGCGCGGGGCGCGGCGGCGCCGACUGGCGCAUCCCGCUGCUGGUCACGGGCGGCGGCGGAUACACGCCGCCGCUGGUGGCGCGGUGCUGGGCGCUGGAGACGGCAGUGCUGUUGGGCCGGAGCCUGAGCGAGCAGAUGCCGGCGCCGGUGGCGGAGGCGGACGACCUCAAAGACCUGGGGCCGUCCUACUUCAAGGAGCGGGAGGGCUCGCUGCUGCGUGCGCCCGCCGCGCCCUACAGCAUGUGCCUGGACACGAUCUGGGAGCCCAACAAGGCCCACAAGCAAAUGGACUCAGACUACAGCCUCACGCGCCUGGCAGGUUACCUCACACAGAACCUCGGCCGCAUCGUGCUGCGGGACCCCGCCGCCGCAGCCGCAGCCAAGGAGGCGGCGGCCGCUGCCAAGGAGGCCGAGGAGGCCGCAAAGGAGGGCAAGGACAAGGACGGCAAGGAGGGCAAGGAGGAGGGCAAGGAGGCGGCGGCGCCCGCCAAGCCCAAGCGCAAGAAGAACACGGGGCCGGGUGUGCCGGACCCGCUGCGCCACCUGACGGCGCCCAGCGCCUAUCCGGAUGCCGAGGACUACAUCGAGGACCAGAAGGAGCGUGUGACGGAGAACGCGCCGUGGAUCAAGUUCAUCCCGCCGCCGGCGCCGCAGAAGGGCCGCAAGGGCGCAGCCGCCAAGGACGCCGCAGCUGCCAAGGACGGCGGCAAGGGCACCGCAGCAGGCAAGGGCGCCGCCGGCGCGGCAUCGCCGGCUCCGGGCAAGGGCGGCGCCGGCACGGAUGCGGCCGGCAAGCAGGGCGCGGCGGGGGCGGCGGCGUCUGCGAGCCUCUCGCCGGGUGGCGCCGUCUCGACCAUUCCCGGCCUACCCACCAUUCUGCCCUACCGGCCCAAGUCGACAGGGAGUGGCACGCAGCAGGCCUCGCAGGUCGCGUCGACGGCGGCGGCAGCACCUAGUGCGGCUGAGCCGGCGGCAACGGAGGCGAGUGCGGCGGCGGCACCGGCGGCGGCACCGGCGCCGGCGCCGGCGCCCGCGGCGGCGGAGGGCGACGCGGCGGCUGUGGAGGUCAAGGAGGAGGUCACGGCAAUGACGGAGUGAAUGCGACGCAGGUGCUUUUGGCUUACGAGGGAUGGACUACGGUAUAUGGGGCGGUUUGCGUUGUGGAAUGUGUGACUGGGUGUACGAGCGCGCGUGUUGAACGCGGGUGGUGUCUUGGACACGGGCAACCUACAGCUGUACGGGGAGUCGUAUGGCAGGUUCUGUAGGAACGAUGUGACAGGGUAAAGGGUAGAGGCAAGUGGCUUAGUCCCGAGGAACGACUUACUCCGGGCCCGGGCACCGAUGCCUGGCGGGGACCUGUGGGGAGUCGGCAGCUUCUAACGCGGCGAGCACCGACUGGCGCGGAUAAUGUGGCGGACGGAGUUGGCACCGAUACGCGACGCUGGGUGGCGUUUCUAUGUGACGAUAUGGCUGCACGGUACACGAGAGCAGUUCAAGUGCAUUUGUGCAGGGUUGUUCCGAGGACUGCUGGGAAGGAAGGCGGAGGAGCUGUCAGCAGGCUGGCUGGUAGCGGGUGGGCCGCUCCGGGAACUACGCGGCGUGAAGCACAGGACUGGUUCACGCGAUAUCUGGGGGGGCCAUGGAAACCGUGCAACAGAGCGCAUGUAGUACACAUAUGAGUGGUAUGAGAGCGGCUCGGAG